This is a messenger RNA of Impatiens glandulifera, 1770 nucleotides long. Its product is annotated as acetolactate synthase small subunit 1, chloroplastic-like. Gene Ontology annotation, molecular function: acetolactate synthase activity; acetolactate synthase regulator activity. Lineage: Eukaryota; Viridiplantae; Streptophyta; Magnoliopsida; Ericales; Balsaminaceae. The record is from RefSeq and is a predicted model, not a curated record. The transcript is spliced from 12 exons. Bases 103 to 1602 code for a protein of 499 amino acids. Gene Ontology annotation, biological process: L-valine biosynthetic process. Gene Ontology annotation, cellular component: cytosol.
UCUCCUGUUUCCAUCCACUGAUAAAUCAAAACUCCAUUUCAGCCACUUCCUCUCUCUAUCUCUCUCCCACUCUCUCCCAUUUCCUUACCAAGCUAGUUAGCCAUGGCGGUUGCAAUGUCCCCAAAGAUUUACGUACCAGGAAAUGGAGUAUCUCCACUGUACCAGCGUAUGCCCUUUAGCAGUGUUUGCACGAUUCCCAAUGAUAAUGGGGCGGGGUCUGUCUGGCUUAGGUUCGACAGAAAACACAGUAUACGUGCUAAGACAGUAGCUUUAGCUGGUGGAAGCUCCGAUAAGAAUAAUGGUGCUGCGACUGCGGCAGCCGCAACACUGUUGUCAUCUGCAAGCGAUGCUUCUGCUACUCCACUUGCUAGUUCCAAGGUGAAACGCCACACAAUCUCAGUGUUUGUUGGUGAUGAGAGUGGAAUGAUAAACAGGAUUGCAGGGGUUUUUGCCCGGAGGGGCUAUAACAUUGAGUCUCUUGCUGUUGGUUUGAACAAGGACAAAGCUCUUUUUACCAUAGUGGUGUCUGGAACUGAAAAGGUUCUGCAACAAGUUGUGGAGCAGUUGAACAAGCUUGUAAAUGUUAUAAAGGUAGAAGAUCUUUCAAGGGAGUCACAUGUUGAACGUGAGUUAAUGCUCAUAAAGCUUAAUGCAGAUGAUCCAAGCGCAAAAGCUGAGAUCAUGUGGCUAGUUGACAUAUUUAGAGGGAAAAUUGUGGACAUUUCAGAAUACUCCCUGACUGUUGAGAUUACAGGGGAUCCAGGUAAAAUGGUUGCUGUCCAGAGGAAUUUUUCCAAGUUUGGGAUUAAGGAACUUGCUAGAACUGGAAAGAUUGCUUUGAGGCGAGAAAAGAUGGGUGAAAGCGCUCCUUUUUGGAGAUUUUCUACUGCUUCUUAUCCAGAUCUGGAAGGAACAGCUCCUUCACUUACCCCUUUAGUAAAGCCUAAAGGAGCACUUACUGACACUGCCAACACAAUCUCUGGGGGUGAUGUCUAUCCAGUGGAGUCCGUUAAUGAGUUUGCCUUAAAUCAAGUUCUUGAUGCGAACUGGGGUGUUCUCUAUGAUGAAGAUUCAAGCGGGUUUCGAUCUCACACCUUAUCCAUGCUUGUGAAUGACUUUCCUGGAGUCCUCAACUUAAUUACUGGUGUCAUCUCAAGAAGGGGAUAUAACAUUCAGAGUCUAGCCGUUGGUCCUGCUGAAAAGGAAAAGAUUUCCCGAAUAACAACUGUUGUUCCUGGAACAGAUGAUUCAAUAGGCAAAUUAGUACAACAACUCUACAAGUUGGUGGAUCUUCAUGAGGUUGAAGAUAUCACUCACAUGCCAUUUGCAGAGCGGGAGCUAAUGCUGAUUAAGAUAGCUGUGAAUGCUUCUGCUAGGAGAGAGGUCCUUGACAUUGCUAGUAUAUUUCGGGCCAAACCUGUUGAUAUAUCUGACCAUACAAUAACAAUAGAGCUCACUGGUGAUUUUAACAAGAUGUUAGCUCUGCAGAAACUACUGGAGCCCUAUGGCAUUUGCGAGGUGGCAAGGACUGGACGAGUUGCACUAGUGCGAGAAUCUGGUGUGGAUUCUACGUACCUCCGUGGAUACCCUCUUCCAUUAUGAUGAAUCGAUGAUGCUAUUGUUGGGAAGAUAUCUAAUUUAAAUAACCAUGUUUAACUGAAGAUUAUUGAUUUUGCAUUCAUUUUGUCUCUGUAAACUAUAGGUAUGAUAGUUCUUAUGUAGUCAUCUUUUUAGUUUUGUCAAUUUGAAUGAAUGGUUAAAUUGAUUUUA